GAAUAGGGUGUAUAGGUAGUGCACUAUAUAGGGAAUAGGGUGUAUAGGUAGUGUACUCUAUAUGGAAUAGGGUGUAUAGGUAGUGCACUAUAUAGGGUGUAUAGGUAGUGCACUAUAUAUGGAAUAAGGUGUAUAGGUAGUGUACUCUAUAUGGAAUAGGGUGUAUAGGUAGUGCACUAUAUAGGGUGUAUAGGUAGUGCAGAGCAGCGAGGGAGGAGGCUGACUGUAUGUUGGACAGGUUAAUUGCUACUGUGCUGUGUUAUUGAUGUGUGAAUCCUGGGGCUCCUCUCAAAAUGAUACAACUAAAUAAUAUACCACUGCUUUUCUAUUUAUGAAAUCACAACCAGCUUUAUCUCUGUCAGGACAUUAUCGCUCCUUCCUCUGUCAGGACAUUAUCCCUCCAUCCUUCUGUCAGGACAUUAUCCCUCCAUCCUCUGUCAGGACAUUAUCCCUCCAUCCUUCUGUCAGGACAUUAUCCCUCCAUCCUCUGUCAGGACAUUAUCCCUCCAUCCUUCUGUCAGGACAUUAUCCCUCCAUCCUCUGUCAGGACAUUAUCCCUCCAUCCUCUGUCAGGACAUUAUCCCUCCAUCCUCAAUCAGGACAUUAUCCCUCCAUCCUCUGUCAGGACAUUAUCCCUCCUUCCUCUGUCAGGACAUUAUCCCUCCAUCCUUCUGUCAGGACAUUAUCCCUCCAUCCUUCUGUCAGGACAUUAUCCCUCCAUCCUUCUGUCAGGACAUUAUCCCUCCUUCCUCUGUCAGGACAUUAUCCCUCCAUCAUUCUGUCAGGACAUUAUCCCCCCAUCAUUCUGUCAGGACAUUAUCCCUCCAUCCUCUGUCAGGACAUUAUCCCUCCAUCAUUCUGUCAGGACAUUAUCCCCCCAUCCUCUGUCAGGACAUUAUCCCCCUAUCAUUCUGUCAGGACAUUAUCCCUCUAUCAUUCUGUCAGGACAUUAUCCCUCUAUCCUUCUGUCGGGACAUUAUCCCUCUAUCCUUCUGUCGGGACAUUAUCCAUCCAUCCUCUGUCAGGACAUUAUCCCUCCUUCCUCUGUCAGGAAAUUAUCCCUCUAUCCUUCUGUCAGGACAUCAUCCCCCUGACCUUCUGUCAUGGCAUUAUCCCUCUAACCUUCUGCCAGGACAUUAUCACUCUAAACUUCUGUCAGGACAUUAUCCCUCUAAACUUCUGUCGGGACAUUAUCCCUCUAACCUUCUGUCAGGACAUUAUCCCUCUAACCUUCUGUCAGGACAUUAUCCCUCUAACCUUCUGUCAGGACAUUAUCCCUCUAACCUUCUGUCAGAACAUUAUCCCCCUGACCUUCUGUCAGGUCAUUAUCCCUCCAACCUUCUGUCAGGACAUUAUCCCUCUAACCUUCUGUCAGGACAUUAUCCCCUGACCUUCUGUCAGGACAUUAUCCCUCCAACCUUCUGUCAGGACAUUAUCCCUCCAACCUUCUGUCAGGACAUCUAUUCCUUUAUUCUGUCUUUGUUGAAAACAUUUCCCUGUUAGUCUCCACCUGUUGUUUACCAAGCAGGUGACCAAUAGGAUGUGAUUUCUCCACGUGGGAGACGUGUAGCACAAGGCACAGCUGAUGUACCUUUUCCUGUGUGUGGGGAAAUUACACAGUUCUCCAGUUUUGUGAUUUGCACAAGAUCAUGACUAGGAUGUUGAUCCCAAUGGGCGUUAAUAAUGACAUGUUAUUGUAGCUGCGUUCUGUUUUGAACGUUGUGUAUUUAUCAGUGUUAGUUUGUCCGUUGGUCUGUAAUGAAAACACUCAAUCUACGUCUAAAUGACACGGCCCUGGCCAAAGGUCGUGUGUGUGUGUGUGUGUGUGUGUGUGUGUGUGUGUGUGUGUGUGUGUGUGUGUGUGUGUGUGUGUGUGUGUGUGUGUGUGUGUGUGUGUGUGUGUGUGUGUGUGUGUGUGUGUGUGUGUGUGUGUGAGAUCAUUGUUUGCAUGGGUCCAAAGUGUGUGCACUGAACUUGGUCAAGUUCUGGGCUUUUGGCGGGUGAAAUAAAUGUAGUGGUCUUUAAGUUUGGACUGCUUAUUUGUAAUCAGAAGGUUUGGUAUCAUGUCCUGUCAUAUUUAAUAGAUUGGUUUGGUAUCAUGUCCUGUCAUAUUUAAUAGAUUGGUUUGGUAUCAUGUCCUGUCAUAUUUAAUAGAUUGGUUUGGUAUCAUGUCCUGUCAUAUUUAAUAGAUUGGUUUGGUAUCAUGUCCUGUCAUAUUUAAUAGAUUGGUUUGGUAUCAUGUCCUGUCAUAUUUAAUAGAUUGGUUUGGUAUCAUGUCCUGUCAUAUUUAAUAGAUUGGUUUGGUAUC
Messenger RNA from Oncorhynchus gorbuscha (pink salmon), 2308 nucleotides. RefSeq lists its product as uncharacterized. Bases 332 to 1390 code for a protein of 352 amino acids. The record is from RefSeq and is a predicted model, not a curated record. The transcript has 2 exons. Lineage: Eukaryota; Metazoa; Chordata; Actinopteri; Salmoniformes; Salmonidae.